GAUUACCUCAUCCAGACCUGCACAGUGCAGCUGCACCUGCUCACUGAGGACCCUGCCAACCAGCACGCAGCCUAUGUGACCUGCCAGGAUCUGCGCAGCAUUGUGGACCCCUCAGAGCAAAUGGUGAUGGUUAUCAAAGCUCCCCCAGAGACACAGUUGCAGGUCUCAGACCCAGCGGAGGCUUUCCAGGUCUCCGUGCGAAGCACUCAGGGCCCCAUCGACGUCUUCCUCUGCCCCGAGGACAGCUCAGGGGUCUGCAGCCCCGUCAAGAGCCCCUUCAAAGCCUCCACAGACGACUCCUCUCCCAGCCAUUCACAGCCCAGAGCCUCCCCACUCCUGCAUCCUGCCCAGGAUAUCAACAUGCCACUGCUGCCUGGAGAGCAAGAAGCACUGCUGCCAGGGACCAGCGCACUGCCUGGCAAGUGCCCAGGGGAGGACGUGAGCCUGUCGCCACUGGCUUCCAUGGAUGCCUUCCUGGAGCAGAGCAGAGAGGACUUUGCAGGUUUCUUGGCAGAUGAGUUCAUCAAUUUGUCGCCGCCGCAGGCGCAGGACUACCACUUCGGGCUGGAGGAGGGAGAGGGCAUCAGUGAGCUCUUCGACUGCAACUUUGGGGACUUCACCCCCUUGGACUUUUGA
This is a messenger RNA of Acanthisitta chloris (rifleman), 636 nucleotides long. RefSeq names its product transcription factor E2F1-like. NCBI's taxonomy places the organism in Eukaryota, Metazoa, Chordata, Aves, Passeriformes, Acanthisittidae. The transcript has 4 exons. Gene Ontology annotation, molecular function: DNA-binding transcription factor activity, RNA polymerase II-specific; RNA polymerase II cis-regulatory region sequence-specific DNA binding; protein dimerization activity. The annotation marks the transcript as partial. Gene Ontology annotation, biological process: G1/S transition of mitotic cell cycle; regulation of transcription by RNA polymerase II. Gene Ontology annotation, cellular component: Rb-E2F complex. The record is from RefSeq and is a predicted model, not a curated record.